CCGCCCACCGCCUCGGCUGGCCUCCCCUGGCGGCCUCGGGCCCUUUUCUUCCCUCCUUCGAGGCGGGGCGGAGCCGGCCGGGAGGCUUCAUUGUGCGUCCGGGCGCCGCCGCCAGCCAGGCCGGGCCUCCUCUUUCGGCUGCUGCCUUUCCUCUCUCCUCAGAUAGCCGGCGCGCCGGCGCCUCAGUCCGGGUCCAUCCGCCGCCACCUCAGCAGCAUGUCGGGCCGGUCGGUGCGGGCCGAGACCCGCAGCCGCGCCAAGGAUGAUAUCAAGCGGGUGAUGGCGGCCAUCGAGAAAGUGCGAAAAUGGGAGAAGAAAUGGGUGACAGUUGGCGACACAUCCCUUAGGAUCUACAAAUGGGUGCCCAUAACAGAGCCCAAAGUAGAUGACAAAGCCAAGAACAAGAAAAAGGGCAAAGAUGAAAAAUGCGGUUCUGAGGUGACGACCCCAGAAAACAGCUCGUCUCCUGGGAUGAUGGAUAUGCACGAUGACAAUAGCAACCAGAGCUCUCUGGCUGACGCUUCCCCCAUAAAGCAGGAGAACAGCAGCAACUCGAGUCCUGUGCCCGAACCGAUCUCCGCGGGGCAGGUGGACGGCCCUGGCUCCAAGCCGGACGAUACUCCGACGGAUGCAAAAGAAGAAGCCGGCUCAGAAGAUGCAUCUGAUGAACAGAAUUCACAGUCUUCAAUGGAGAAUUCUAUCAAUAGCUCAGAGAAAGUUGAAACAGAGCCUUCAGCGGAAAAUGACACAGAGACAUCUAAAAACUCUCAGGACUCUGAAGGAGUGCCACCUCCUAAAAAGAUGAAAAUGGAGGCGCCCUCUCAGCAAAACAUGGAUGAAAUAUAAACUUUAGAUUAUUAUUUUUUUCCCUGGGCGGUUUUUAUGUAAAGGUACAUCAAUGGGCUAAAUUGUUGAACAACCGUUGUACAUGAGCAUCUUCUUCUUCUCCUGGACGAGGAGGGAAAACUCCUAUAAAACUUUCCAAGUUACCAGGCGGAAAAUCCGAGGAAAACCAAGCGAACGUUUUUAAUCUCUUCAGACACUGAAAACUUUUUUUUUUCCCUCCCUGUGAAGCAAAACUGUUGAGCAUUUAAAGUUACUGUCUCCGAAAUGGUUAGAGUAAACACUCAGGAGGGGUCGACGCACUGUUUCUAAUGUCAGAAUUACAAUUAUGCUGCUGAUGUAUUAUUAUUUUUUUUUCCUUUUCUCUCUCCCAUUCUCUAUUUAACAUUAUAAGAUAUUUAAGAAUGGUACAGGUCAGGUAUUCUCUUCACAUGUGAAGUUCACUGUUUCUGAUGUGAUGUCUCUCUCUCUCUCUCUCUCUCUCUCUCUCUCUCUUGUUUUGGGGUUGGUUAUUUUUCGUGCCUUGUGUCCCAAAAUGAUAAAAAAAACAAAAACACAGCAGGGCUAAUUUCUGCAACUUCUCCUUUGCAAAGUGGCCUGUUUGUACAAUGCCAUAUAAAAUAAUGUUCCGUUUUUUUAAAAAAAACAAAACAAAACGCAAAUACUCUGGUGCUUAAUGUCCUGAUAAAGAGACACGUGAGAGAAAUUAAGAAGCCAUUUUCACAGUUGGAGGGCGGUGGAUGGGGAAUUAUCCUCACGGAUGAUGCUUGGUUUUCCUGUACCUCCAGGGUUCACUUCCUUUUUUGAAUGCAACGUUUCAAGUAUACAUUUUCUUAAGUAAGUCAACCUUCUCCUGCACUACCUUGGGUGCCCCCCCCCCCAAACCCCCUACCCCCAAACCACCUUGGUUUUUACAGACUUUUCGUAAUGGAAUAAUGCGUCUACAAAGGCUGUCCAGUGUGGCCUUUUUAAGAUUGACCGACACGUUUCUGACGUUCACUUAAAAUUAGGGUUUCUUCGGUUACAAAAGCAAAUUAUGCGUUUUAAGGACUUGAAUCUGGGAAUCCGUACUUGAGCCUCCUUUUGGCUUCGUUACAAACGGAUCCCCAGUGCAUGACAGUUGCAAGUUUUGAAUAGAUCUAUUCUCCAAUCAUUUUUAAAGAUUCAACUGGAUUUCACCGUUUUGUUCUCUCCCGAGAUGUUGACUGUCGUCCAAACGUUUGUGUGUACUUUUUUUGAGGCUCCUUUUGUCUCAAGAUCUGCUUGUAAAUACAGCUUUGUGAUUUCCGGAGUCUCUCGUUCAGACAGAUGUGUCCCGUGCGCACUUGACCUGGCCACAGAAGCUGGCUUAAUGUAGCAGCUGAAAAGGGCAGCGUGGGCCUACGCAUUUGGGGUGGGUCUUAGGCCAGUUGCUGGGGGCAAAAACCUUGUGGAAAUCAACGCAGCUUCAAUCGCAACAGAUUUGCACUUUGUCGUUUUCCAAUGGGGCUACGUUGGGGCUGGGCUUGCUAGAUUACACACAAGAGUUUUGCACACUUUUUAAGACCUGGAUAAGCUCCUACAGCUCCUUUGGAUAGGUGGGAAUAUUCUCCGCCUGUAGGAGAAAUCCUUAAAGUAAAAUAAAAAGCAACACAUGGGAACAGAUGCCUUUUAUCACGACAGCUAUAAAACAGUUACUUCUAGUUUGCUAUGGAAUGAGUGGGUGGCUUUUUUAAAAAGGAAAAAAAAAAUAGCUUCCAAUCCAGACACUUCCCUUAAUAAUUGCUCGUUUGAAAAAUACUCAUUUCUGAUUUCUCCGACAGUGAAAAUGGCUUUAGUUUUGGCUACUGCAUUGCAUUUGCAAUUAAUUAUUGGGGGGGGGGGGAAAGUUGGUCGAAGUGAAGUGGUCAAUUCUGACCUUCCAUCAAAUGUUUGUAGAGGCGUUAACCGUGUAGAAAGAGGCCAUGCAUUCAAAUUUGGGAAGAUCUCACUUUUGUGUUGAAAUAAAUAUUUGCAUCUCAUCAAAACUAAAUUUUUUUUCCUUGCAAAUUAUUCAUGACAGCAGUGUGCUUCUUGGAAAGUCUCUUUGUGCCUGGAUGACAGAUUCGUUAACUAUCCAAAAGAGACAUUAUUUAUUAUUAUUUGCACAAUAUGCAGAAUUAAAUGCUAAAGUGAUACGUUUUUUUUUCUUCUUCUUUUCUCUCAUUGGUGUAUCUGCUUCAGACAUGGCGAUGACUGGUUAAAUCGCAGCUAGUAUGGACGUGACGUUUAACCGGGGUUCGUGGGGGUUUUCUCGGGGGGGGGCGGGGGGCAUGCCAACUGAUCUAUGAAACAGACAAAUAUAUAUAUUUUUGAACUUAAAAAUAAAUUGUAAAUUAUGUCGCUUUUAAUCGAUCACUGAAAACGGUCCAUGGCUCUGAAACCUCCCCGCAAUAUUCGCUGUCUAUAGAAGCUUUCGGUUUUUGUGGUUGUGCUUUAAUGUGUGUGUGUGUUUUUUUUACAGUUUCCAAGGAAGCAAAUAGGCGUUUCUUUUUUAAAAAAUAAAAAUAAAAAUUUCAAAGCUGAAUCCUGUACUUAAAUGGAUAAAGUAUAUAUAGAUAUAUAGAUAGAUUAUAUAAAUAGCACUAAAAUACCUCAACUAUUUCAUUUGGUUAGAAAUGAUCUAAUGGCAUGGCUGACAUUGUGAUAAGUUUAGUGGUAAAACUGGCUUCUUGAUCUCUUCCCAUGGCCCAUUGCGGCUGAUUUCCCGUGGACUUUAGGUGGAAUUCUGCAGCAGGGAAAAAAGAAAUGCUUGGGAGUUAAACUUUGAAAGAAUAGCGGUCACUUUGUCCUUCCACAGCUCGGAAAAAAGAAAAAUCAACCCAAACCAGCAUCUCCAGAGCCCUCAAAUAUGGUGAUUGGGACCUCCACCCUUAACCAAGGCAGCUAAGCAGAGAGAAUGGAGUUGUAACAGAUUAUUUCCUGUUAAAUGUCUGUCUGCACCAUUUGAACUGCGGUGGGGGAGACCAGAUAUGCAGAAUUGUACAAUAGGUUUAAGGUUUAUUAGAUUUAUAUGCCUCCCUUCUCCCAAGGACUCAGGGUGGCGUACAACAUUGAAACGGUGUCUAGAUUGUGUGUUUCGUGUUUCAUUUCGAAGUGCCUAAUUAGCCACAGGCCCUUCGGUCGCCCAGCUUGCGAAGGCUUUGAGCGGUUGGAAAGUUUAGGGUUGAGAACCAGCCGUGUGUGUCUGUGGAAGAGGGUCUUCCAUCUCUUCAGACCCGGUCCCAGGUCCAGCUUCUAGGUCUGCCUUUACUGGGGACCAUUAAAGCAACUGGUUUUGAUUGCAGAUCCUAAGUGUGUAUGUGGGGGGGAAGGAAAGAAAUAUUGAGAUUUUGCAUCACAGUGACUGGAAAUCCUCAC
Molecule: messenger RNA, 4221 nt
Organism: Thamnophis elegans (Western terrestrial garter snake)
Lineage: Eukaryota; Metazoa; Chordata; Lepidosauria; Squamata; Natricidae
Gene: BCL7A
Product: BAF chromatin remodeling complex subunit BCL7A
Exons: 6
Coding region: 217-846 (209 amino acids)
Source: RefSeq, a predicted model, not a curated record